Messenger RNA from Ambispora leptoticha, 124 nucleotides. NCBI's taxonomy places the organism in Eukaryota, Fungi, Glomeromycota, Glomeromycetes, Archaeosporales, Ambisporaceae. The record is from the annotation of a GenBank genome assembly.
AUGAACGCAAAUACAAACCAUUGGCUACGCUAUCUUGAUGAAGAUGUUAGUCAACUUAAUGAAUUAUAUCAAACGGAACAACAAAAUAAUGAGCCUAUUGACAUUUGGUCUGAUUUUAUCGGAG